UCUGCUUCUGUAAAUAACUGAGCCUUUCUAGACAACCUUGUAAAUAUAAACGACUAAUUUUUUUUGCAUGUGUUUGUUCGCCAAUUCGAAUUUGCGCAAUAAAACAUUUUAUCUCAACUGUCAGGUGGUCCGAUUAUGUCAGAUGUAAUAAUUGUGCUAAUAAUUGAAUAAUAGACUUAUAAAUUGUGAUACAGUAGUAAAAGACUUAUUUAUAAUCAUUUGCACUAAUUUUGUGUGCAAAUUAUCGCGUGCAAAAAAAUUUUUUCAUCCUAACCUCAAAAAGUCAUUUUUCGGUUUUGCGAUUUUUUUCUUGUAAUGGAUGAAAGAUUAUGUCUGCUGCCGAGAUAGAAGGACAUUUGAGAAGAUUCAAUAUUGACAGUGCCAUCAGUGACCCCACAGUUAAGAUAAGAGGCCUGGAUGAUAUUACUCAGAUACGACUCAACAGCAUUAGACAGGUGUUUUAGAAAAUACUUGUCUAGCCGAAAGAUUAGUGAGUUUUUGAUUUAUCUGCAUACUAAAUUUUAUGACAAGAAAAGCAAUCUUUAUAUUGUUUGAAAAAAAGUGAUUGAAACAAGUUUUGUGUUACAAAUACAGAGAAUGGAUAUUGUCGCAAAUUAUCCAGUUCUGAAGUCUUUUCUGGCAGGUUCUUUCUCAGGAACGUUCAGUGCGAUAUUGUUUCAACCAUUGGAUUUAGUUAAAACGAGGUUGCAGAACACUCCACAAAGUUCUACUAGUCCUCGAUCAUGUGGAAUGGUAACAGUUUUAACGACAAUUUUAAAGAAAGAACAAUUAUUAGCACUUUGGACAGGAAUCACACCUUCCAUAACACGAUGUGUUCCUGGUGUUGGCCUGUACUUUUCUGCCUUACAUUGGCUGAAAUCGCAGACACUUGUGAAUGAAAAUGUAAACGAGCCAACCCCAUUGCAAGCGGUUGCUCUUGGAGUCGCUGCAAGAACCAUGAGUGGGGCUGCCCUUAUACCAAUCACCGUAAUUAAAACCAGAUAUGAAAGCGGUGUAUAUAACUAUGCCAGUAUGACACAAGCCCUUACAAUAAUUUGGAGAACUGAAGGCCUUCGAGGCUUAUGUUGUGGUCUCACAGCAACCCUCGUAAGGGAUGCUCCUUUCUCCGGAUUGUAUCUCAUGUUCUAUACGCAAAGCAAACAAGCCAUACCACAAGAUAUUUUAAAAUCCCCAUAUGCAUCUUGUGUCCAUUUUACUUGUGGUGUAACGGCUGGAAUUUUAGCAUCUGCUGUCACGCAUCCAGCAGAUGUCAUCAAAACACAAAUGCAACUUUAUCCAGACAAAUUCACAUCAGUGCUCAGGGCCAUGGGCCACAUUAACCACACCAUGGGCGUCUCUGGUUAUUUCAGGGGCUUAGCCCCUCGUAUGUUGAGAAGAACCUUGAUGGCAGCCAUGGCCUGGACAGUUUAUGAACAGAUAACACUCAGGAUGGGUUUGAAAUAAAAAUAAAAAAAAAUAAAAAAGAAAUAUGGAUACUUUGGAAGAACUUUUUUGAGAAUCAUCGAAAGGUAAACUAUCAUUGUAAUAAUAGAACCAGAU
Molecule: messenger RNA, 1560 nt
Organism: Ctenocephalides felis (cat flea)
Lineage: Eukaryota; Metazoa; Arthropoda; Insecta; Siphonaptera; Pulicidae
Product: mitochondrial glycine transporter B-like
Exons: 8
Coding region: 598-1464 (288 amino acids)
Biological process (GO): glycine import into mitochondrion
Cellular component (GO): mitochondrion; mitochondrial inner membrane
Molecular function (GO): glycine transmembrane transporter activity
Source: RefSeq, a predicted model, not a curated record